This is a messenger RNA of Ostrinia furnacalis (Asian corn borer), 937 nucleotides long. RefSeq names its product mesencephalic astrocyte-derived neurotrophic factor (gene Manf). The coding region runs from base 180 to 701 and encodes 173 amino acids. Gene Ontology annotation, biological process: dopaminergic neuron differentiation; neuron projection development. The transcript is spliced from 2 exons. Gene Ontology annotation, cellular component: endoplasmic reticulum. The record is from RefSeq and is a predicted model, not a curated record. NCBI's taxonomy places the organism in Eukaryota, Metazoa, Arthropoda, Insecta, Lepidoptera, Crambidae.
CCAACGUGCACCAAUCACAGCUCGCCAAGUAAAUCUGUCAACGUCUUCAUUGCAUGGAUGAACGAGAUUUUUCUAUCAUUUCAUUACAUUGAAAUUCUCGGCUGUUCACAAUAUAAGUGCGGCUAUUUCCGACUUUAAAAUUUAUAUUUAGACUGCUUUUCAACAGUGAAUAAUCAAAAAUGUGCAGAAUAAGCGUGUUUCAUUUAUUAUUCGUGGCAGCGGUGAUACAAGUUGCACUCGCACUGAAGGAAGGCGAAUGCGAGGUUUGUGUAAAAACUGUGGAGAAAUUCGGAGCCACGUUAGCAGACGAUGUCAAGAAGGACCCCAAGAAGAUAGAAAUAGAAUUCAAGAAGUUUUGUAAAGGUUCUAAGAACAAAGAGAAUCGGUUUUGUUACUAUUUAGGAGGGCUUGAAGAAUCAGCUACCGGUAUUUUAGGAGAGCUCUCAAAGCCACUGAGUUGGUCUAUGCCAGCUGACAAAAUCUGCGAGAAGUUAAGGAAAAAGGAUGCCCAAAUCUGCGACCUUAGGUUCGACAAACAGAUUGACCUCAAUAAUGUAGACCUGAAGAAACUGAAGGUUCGCGACCUAAAAAAGAUCCUGAACGACUGGGAUGAGGUUUGUGAUGGAUGCAUUGAAAAGACAGACUUCAUCAAGAGAAUAGAAGAACUGAAGCCCAAAUAUAUGGGCAGAUCUGAGUUGUAAAUUAGUACAAUAAUAAAUAUCUAGGUAAAUCGUGGGCCCAUUGAGAAUUUUGGACAUUUCAAGUGAAGAUCCAAGAAGCAAGAUCAACGUGUGAUGAAUGUGUCAUCAAGUGAUGUGGUCCUAGUGAUUAAUAAAUUAUUGCAUUUGAACUGUUUGUAUGAUGUGUACUUGAGAAGAAUGCAUGUCUACAAAACUGAUUAAAUUAUUAUUGUGUAUAAGUAAAUAUUUUUAACAAA